Molecule: messenger RNA, 1438 nt
Organism: Frieseomelitta varia
Lineage: Eukaryota; Metazoa; Arthropoda; Insecta; Hymenoptera; Apidae
Product: immunoglobulin domain-containing protein oig-4-like
Exons: 6
Coding region: 438-1322 (294 amino acids)
Biological process (GO): cell-cell adhesion
Cellular component (GO): cell-cell junction
Molecular function (GO): cell adhesion molecule binding
Source: RefSeq, a predicted model, not a curated record
CCAGCAAACUUGUUUGUUAGUCUCGCGAGACAAUAUUUCGCGGGGCAAUCACUGUGAUGUCCGUGAUUGGCCGAUGAACACACUGGCAAUGGGUUAUGCAUAAUUAUCCAAUUGAGAUUCAUAACUCUGUCACCAAUGACGACAUGCCCACCGUCCAUUCAUAUUUUAGGCUGUAGGGACAGGCGAAGCCCAAAGAUUUAGCCUAACCACUUGUCGAAAGUAGCAGUUCCGUGUAGCCGGUAAGCAUCUGGAGAUUGUGAUCACUAUUCUCACCAACAAUUGUUUUUCGGUGAAGUUAUACAAUAUAUACAAUCCGACCAUCCCUAUCAUACAAAUCGUUUUGCAAAAGUUACCUAAAAAAUAUUCCAAGUUAGAAACAAUUGAAAUUAGUUGAAAAGCUUAAGGUACAUCGUCACAAGGCUCUUUAUGUAAAGUGUAUGGAAAGAUUGACGUUUCAAAGAGGCAUUGAGAACUCUAUGAUCACCGUAGAACAAAUGGAGAGAUAUCGACUUUUGUGCCUAUUCUUUUUCACUGCAUUAUUGGUGAGCACAGACGCGGCGAAAGGUGGAGGAGGCAGAGGUGGCAGCAGGCGCGGUGGCGGAAGAGUAUACAAAUCUCGGAUGCCUAUUCUGAUUCCACAUAGAAAUCCUGCCAGUGCCAACUACUAUGAAAACAAAGACGGGGCAAGGAUAGUAAAAGCUUCGCACUUCGAAUUGGACUACAUGCUGGGAAGGAAGAUCACGUUUUUCUGCAUGGCCACUGGAUUUCCACGACCCGAGAUCACCUGGUUGAAAGAUGGAAUCGAAUUGUAUCAUCAUAAAUUCUUCCAGGUCGUUAUGCCACGUUCUACGGUGAUGCUGUUUUUGUUGAUCGUACUGUUAUUAAAUAGCCACGAAACUUUUGGACGAAGAGGACGAGGCAGAGGAAAAACCAGAUCGCGAGUUCAAAUAGGAUUGCCUAUUACUGGAAAGUAUCGUGAUCCAGAGAGUGAUCAAUAUUAUAAUAAUCACAAUGGAGCGAAGAUACUAUUGGCAUCGCACUUCGACUUAGAGUACGUUCUAGGACACAAAAUCGCCUUCCUCUGUGUAGCACGUGGAAAUCCACGACCGCACAUCACAUGGUUCAAGGAUGGUGCUGAGAUCUAUACACAUCUUUAUCUGCAUGUGCACGAAUGGCAAAUUGGCACGGACAAAGUGAAAUCGAAACUGGAAAUAGAUCCUGCGACCCAAAUGGAUGCUGGAGUUUACGAAUGUACAGCCGAUAACAUGUACAGUAUUGAUCGAAGAUCCUUCAAGACUGACUUCUCCAUUGCUUUCGACUAAAUUUAUGUUUCUUUUUAAGUAGUUUAGCACGAAUAUAAAUGAAAUUGAAAAUUACUAUCUUUAAGAUAUACACACACACACAUAUAUAUAUAUAUAUAUAGUUUGAAAAUAAUUAG